Molecule: messenger RNA, 903 nt
Organism: Vicia faba (fava bean)
Lineage: Eukaryota; Viridiplantae; Streptophyta; Magnoliopsida; Fabales; Fabaceae
Source: the annotation of a GenBank genome assembly
AUGAAAGUAUCAAAGGAGCUUCAGUUAGCAAUGUCUUGUAUGUAUGAAGGUUCUCUUGAUCUCCUACCCUCCCCUUAUAGUGAACUAGAUUCUGUUAGCAAGAAUGUUUCUGCUUCAAAUGUUCUGGAUAAUAAUGUCAAUCUGCUGCAUAAGAGUAAUAAACCGUAUCUGCCUCCGUGUCGCAACAAGGCACUAUCUUCUUCAAGUGGAGAUAGUAAUGGCUCACUAAAGAGUGACAUAUCUGGAUCUUCUGAGUGUACAUAUGUUUCUCCGACGAAAUUUCCAAGGAUUGGUGAGCUUUGGGAGUCUUGUGUGUAUCUUGAACCUCCAUUGAUCCAUGUUGUCCAAAUUCAACAGAAUUUAGAACUUAAGUCUUCCAAUACAAGCUUCGAAAAUUGUUCAAGUUCUAUCUUUGGUUUUAAUUUUCCCGAUGAGGACAGUUUGAUUACAUAUGACAAACCUUUCUGGACCCUUGAAGUGGAAAUUCCACCUAGUAUUGAUAGUUUCAUGUCUUCCCCUGAAAGCAAUCUGAUUGAAGAUGAUUUGGAUAGCCCUCCAGACUCAACUUUUGAAAUGAUCAAGAAUCUUGUAGAAUUUGUACUCGAUGGUGAUGAUGAUUACGAUAAUUAUUAUAGUUUUGAUAAGGAUAAUUCCUCUACGGAUGAUGUUAUGGUGGAGCUGGUCCAACAUGGAGCUAGAGUUGCUAAACUAAACCUUUCUUUUCAGCCGUUUCAUUCUAAUCAGUUGAAUCUAGGAAGGGGUCCAUUCUCUUUGUCUUCCCUUUCUUGCCCAUGCGGCAAAAUUUGUCACAAUGAUGAUGAGCUAAGAAGGUUGGGUCUUGGAGAAAACAAAUCUAAUGCACAACUUUUUACAAUUAUUAAAGAGUAUUUACAUGGGAUUUAG